Messenger RNA from Triplophysa rosa, 3799 nucleotides. Its product is annotated as glutathione hydrolase 6. Gene Ontology annotation, cellular component: extracellular exosome. The record is from RefSeq and is a predicted model, not a curated record. Bases 49 to 1872 code for a protein of 607 amino acids. Lineage: Eukaryota; Metazoa; Chordata; Actinopteri; Cypriniformes; Nemacheilidae. The transcript has 4 exons.
CACUCGAAUCAAUGUUGUGACAUUACAGUCGAAGUGGGCAGAAGGAAAAUGGUGCAAAGCACUGUCAAAUAUAAAGUACUUCCAAGCGACGUACAAGAUGUAAACGAUAGCGACUUUGCAGAAGAGGAGGACGAUGACGAAAUUACUAUACAUUUUCAGUCGCCCUUAAAUCAGCAAAGAGGGAGAAGAAAAAGGGACACUUAUAUCAGGGUCAUGGUGGCCCUGAUUCUUCUAGGAAUAGUUUGUGGAUUUAUGGUGUAUGAGUGGAAUGGGCAUUGGUCUGAAAUUGAGGGACAUCAGGACCAUUACCAAAAGCCCAACAUGACAAAUGGGAACUCUGAGGAAUAUGAGCAUGACCACCACUAUAUCCAAGAAAUUGAUAAUGACGACAGUGACCAUAAUCACAAAGAGGGAGAUGAUCAUCAUAAUCACCACAGUCACACCCAUGAGCACAGUGAACCUCUGUUCCACCAUGCUGCUAUCAUUACAGACUCAGAAAUCUGCUCUAGGAUGGGUAAAGAGCUUCUGGAGGCGAGAGGAAAUGUGGUAGAUGCAGCGAUUGCCGCUUUACUUUGCCUCGGAGUUGUCCACCCACACACUGCAGGAUUGGGUGGAGCGUUUUCAGCUAUUUUGUACAACCACACUCUGAAAUCAUUUAAAGCAAUACAUGAUACUUCUCAAAAAUUGCCUGCUUAUGCAGCUCCCUCGCUGUUGCAGGGCCUUAGAUUAUUACAUUCUAACUACGGACAUUUAGAAUGGAGUGCACUUUUCGAAGGCGCUGCAAAACUUGCAAAAAAUUUCAGUGUCGAUGGAAUCCUCUCCAGGGCUUUGGAAACCCACAAAGACAAAAUACUCCAUUCAAAAUUGUGCGAUGUGUUUUGCCAUGCGGAUGGCCGUGUGAAAUCAGAGGGUGCAGAUGUCACCAAUGGGAAGCUAUCGGAACUUUUGCUGAGCGUCGGGCAAAAUGUCUCCCAUUUCUCGGAAAUGCUGGCCGUAAAAUUGGCUCAAGACAUUUCUGAAGCCGAGAGACCCGCUUUUCUUGCUGCUGCUCGGGCCGGGACUGGAGAAAUCAAUGAGCCCCUUAUUGUGAAACAGGAGAAAUACACCAUUCUGUCAGCCGCCUCCCAGCUCACAGGCGGAAUGGUAUCCAGGAUAUUAGAUACAGUCAGGGAGCGAAACCUCUCUUUUCAGAACGAUGGAGAACUUAAUGACACUGCCUCCUACAACGCUCUCUUAAAUUUGGCAAAUGAAUUCUUCAACGCAAGUCAGAAUCAUUCUAACCUGAGAGAGCUAUUGGCAUUAAACACGUCAUGCAGUCACAUAGGGGUCCUUGAUAGUCACAAUAAUUUUAUAGUCAUCUCUACCUCGCUCAACAGCACUUGGGGAUCUGGGCAAUACUUACCACAAAGUGGAGUAAUUCUCAGUGAUUUUACCGCAGACAUCACUCAGCUGCCUUAUUUUAGUUUUCCUCUAGUGGUGAAGAUAGAUGAGGAAGAUGAUGCAGAUGAUCAUCACAGUGAUGUUGGGCAUGAAGAAGAGGAACAUGAGAUGCAGUUGGUUGCUGUGACUGGAGGUCUUUCUGCUCUGUUUCAGUCUGUGGUUAUGAUAAGGAACCUGCUUGACUUUGACUUGUCUGCUCGGGAAACUGUGAAGAGCCCUCUUCUCUAUAUAGAGCAGAGAGAGCCCAACUUUCUGUCUGGCUGCAUGUCUGUUGUCACAAAUAGCUUUGUGCUUUCAGAGGGAAAUGGACAGCUACAGGAGGUGGGCGAAUGUUCAGGACACUUUUUGUCUAUGCUGCUGCAGCUGAAAGCAGGACAUGUAGGAGUCUAUGGAGCACCUACCACUGAGGUCCAUGCUGAUGGCAUAGACUGAGGGAAAAACACCUCCGCACUGGGUAUUAAACACAUUCGUAUUGCCAAUGGUGAAACAUGAUCUAAUAUCCAAUUACCGGUUUAUUUCUUCACAUACUAUAAUAUAAUGAAAUGGCACUUAAAAACCCUGCUCGCAGCAUUGAGGAUAACGUCCGAAUGUGUAUUCAUUGUUCUGCCGUUUCAAACUUCAAACUCUCUCUCCAUGAGUGAAGACUGAAGAACUUUACCUUGAGUUUACAACUAUACUCUUAAAAAUAAAGGUGCAGUUACAGGUUCUUCACAGUGAUGCCAUAUGUGACCCUGGACCACAAAACCAGUCUAAAGAGGCACGUGAACAUUUGUAACAUUAGUAAUCACCAAAUAUACAUUGAAUGGGUCAAAAUGAUCUUUUAUCGAUUUUUCUUAAGUAAAGAUCACGUUCCAUGAAGAUAUUUUGUAAAUUUCCUAGCUAAACUUUAUUUUUGUGAGGAUGCAGCAAAAUUGCUAACAAAAAUGGCAGGGAACAUGCCUACAAACUGCCAGCUCUUUGGGAAUUACCCACUCAAGUUUGAUAUCUAUGUAAAGCUUAGAAUUUCUGCUUUUGGGUUCAUCUACUCUCCACAACGUCAUUACAGCGGUAAGCCAAUAGAGAGUGUUAAAACAAACCUGUUUCUUCUUAGCAACAGCCUGCUAGCGUCUCUGAUUAACAACUUCAAAGGCAAUUUUCUCAGUAUUAUGAUUUUUUUUACCCUCAGAUUCCAGAGUUUUAAAUGGUCCUAAUAAACCAUACAUCAAUACAAAGCUUAUUUAUUCAGCUGUCAGAUGAUGUAAAAAUCUCAAUUUUGAAGACUGGUUUUGUUGUCCAGGGUCACAUAUACGAACCAUUUUGGUUCAGUCAAAUGUUUACAGAACUAGUUUUUAACUAACUUUUUAUGAUCCAAUGAACCAUUUUGCACUACAAUGCACCUUUUGUGAAACAGAAAGGUUCUUUGAAUGUUAAAGGGUGGAACCCUACAGUCAAAAAUGGUUGUUCUAUGGCAUUGUGUAGCACCUUUAGUUUUGAGUGUACCAAAAAUGUGAAUGUAUUUUUCAGUUGUUUAAUGUCUACUGUUACCUUUUAAGAUUUCGUGACCUUUAAAAAAAUAACACAUUUUCUUUAAAUGCCCUUUUCUUUAUUUUUUUAUUAUUUACAGUGACAACUUUUUAAUUGAUAUUUUUCUGUUUGAUCCUGUAAAUUAUAGACUAUAAGGCAAAUCGAUAAAAUGAGCAAAGGACUGCCACUUUGUUCCUCAUGUCUCACAAUCUGAAUCCACUGUGAAAUAAUCCAGCAACCACCCAUUCUUUUUUUAGAAUCUGUCAUAGUUGUUUAAAGCUGCAUGUGUAAAUGUUUGAAUGUUCAAAUACGUCUGUCCCUGUUUAAAAUGCAGAGAUGGCAUAAGCAUUUUUAGCUUUGUUCCUCGGGAAAGAAUAAACACUGCGGUGUUAUCAAAACAUGGUUUUGUUUAAACAAAACAUUGUUUUGUUUUUGCUGUUUGUUUAAGCAGUCUGAUACAGCAAUAUUGUCUAAACCAGCUGCAUCAGUUUGAGGCAGUACAAUCUUACAAAGGUUUUUGGGAAACCUAUUUUAAAUAAUCAUUAUCUUUUGCAUUGUCUUUAAUUAAAAUUGAAUUCUCUUUCAUUUAGGUGACAAUAAUGGUGUAGAAAUAAUUAUUUUCAAGUUUCCCAGUCAUUAAUACAAAAAUACUGUAACACUUUAACGCAAGAUGAUGAAUGCAUAAAAUAGUUUUUUUUUUUUGGAAGAUUUCACUAUGUACAGACUAUUGAAUGCACUGAAUUUACAAAGCAAAUGUAUUAAAAUAAAAAAAUGACAAAACAAAAUAUUUUAUGUAUGUAAAUCAACUAUGGGUAGAAUUGAUUGUAUUAAAAUAUAUUAUGGAACGUUUCCUGUU